This is a messenger RNA of Exserohilum turcica Et28A, 1734 nucleotides long. RefSeq lists its product as uncharacterized. Lineage: Eukaryota; Fungi; Ascomycota; Dothideomycetes; Pleosporales; Pleosporaceae. Gene Ontology annotation, biological process: mitochondria-nucleus signaling pathway; regulation of nitrogen utilization; negative regulation of transcription by RNA polymerase II. The coding region runs from base 1 to 1734 and encodes 577 amino acids. Gene Ontology annotation, cellular component: cytoplasm. The record is from RefSeq and is a predicted model, not a curated record. The transcript has 2 exons.
AUGCCUCUCCACACCCAGCAACCCAUAGUGCGCGUCGAGCCUAGCUCCAUGCGCACAAUCGAAACCCGCAGCACCGAGAAUCUGUUCGGGCUCUGGUCUGUCUUUGCACGGUGCUCGCCCGCCAUGGAGGACGGCAAGCGCUACGAGAACAUGGCGUGGAGGCUCUGGUCCCGCGAGACCUUCUGCUGCCAGUCAGACUCGCCCUGGUCGUAUGGCCGCCGCCUCUCGAGCAACGCUCCCGACGUGCCCGAACUCUCGACCAGCGUCGCUUCCGACGAGUCCAACCUGGAAAGCGCCAUCACCACGUCGCGCUCCGACAUGUCGGCCUCGCGCCCCGACCUCCGCCGCCACGACUCGGCCACCAGCCAAGCCCGCCGCAAGCACAUCUCGUCGAUUGGCCUCGAAAAGGUGGUCAACUCGAUACAGGAAAAGAAGUUCCUCGAGCCGCUCUCCCCCCUGCCCGCCGACCUCGCCCCGCCCGCCCCCCAGCCAAAGCCUGUCCAGGAGCCGACUCCCCGCAUUGCCACGCCCCCCUCGCUCGCCCGCCCCAUCCCCGAAGCCUCGACAUCGACGGUUGCCACGAGCGUCGGCUGCGACAUGAUGAGCCCGGCACUGGGCUCCGAGGCCAGCACAUCGACCGAAGUGAGCGAGCACAGCGUGGUCCGUGGCUUCGAGCCCGGCCACAUCUCGACGUCGAUACGCUCGAGCACCAACCUGAACCCCACGCCCAUUCUCAAGAAGACGUCGAGCUUCGUCACCAAGCCCCUGCCUGCCAAGGCCGACGCCACCAAGAAGAAGCAGCCCAUGUUCACGCUCGGCGGCUCGUCCGAGGAGGAGAACUGCAGCUCCUUCGAGGCCUACUCCAUGGCCCAGCGCAGCUCCCUCAGCGAGCACCUGCGCAAGGCGGCGCCCAUGCGCAAGACGACGUCGUUCAAGGCCGAGGUCAGCACCCGCACCUUCCAGGACGCCACGUCGGAGAGCGAGGCGGCCAUUGAGAGCGACAGCGACGACGACGUCGACGAGAGCGCCAUCGAGGAGGAGGACUCGGACGACGACGACUGGGAAGACGACGACAACGAAGAGAGCGGCCCUCCCAGCGUUGCCGACCGCACGCCUCUGUUCCAGCGCGUCGACUCGAAGCCCGACCUGACGAGCCGCCGCUCGCUGCUCACGUCUGCGCUGCACCAGGACGACCGCGCUGCGGCUCUCCAGAACGCCGCAUCCCGAUCAUCACCUGCUAUCCGGCGCUUCCGCACGUCGACGCCCAACGGCCCGUCGACGGGAACGUCGCCGCACGAGGACAGUGGUCUGAUGAUGCGCUCGCAAGCGUCGCGCGCCAAACCAAUCAUCAUGACCACAUCCAACGUGCACCCGCAGCCGGCCAUGUCGCCCAAGACGACGCGCCGCAACAUGCUCACGUCGGAACUGACCGGAAGCCUGCGACAGAACCUGUUGUGGGAAAGGCAACAGAAGAAUGCCACUACCAACGCAGUAGCCAAGCGCCAACAGAGCGCUGCUAACCUGCCUGGCCUGCGCCGCGCUAUGACGACGGGCGAUGUCAAGGGCCUCAACAACAACAACAACAACAACAACAACACCACCACCACCACCAACAACGAGCAACAACCCCCCCAAAUCAAAUCCACGACAUUCAAAGACGACACCAAGCCUAGCAGCGCCUACAACCAGUUCUUCGACUCUGGGCUUGGCGACUACCACAAGUCAGGAUGGUAG